UAUUUUCGUUUUGUGAUGACACUCGAGUCGGAAAAUAAUUUUAUGUGCAGGUGGAUGACACAAAAGUUAGCCAAACAUUAUAUUUUUUUGGUUUCAUCGGAGUCUUAGAAAAAGUGCUGAUAACUGUGAAUAAAUAUUGAAUAGUUUCUGAACACUAUAAUAGUAAUCUCAGGAAAAUCAAAAGUGAUUUUUUCGAAGUGUGUAUUGUAUCGCUGAACAAAUUCUACGUUGCAUCAUGAUUAAACAGAAAUCUGAAGAAAUGCAAAUAGAAGGCAUCGAUCCUUUAAUAUCACCGAACAGCAAACGAAGAAAUGAAUCGACUUUACGGCAGCUACAAAAUGAUAUGAUGGGUAAAGCUCGAUCUACAUUGAGUAGUUUGGGUGACGUUUUGAAGGGAAGUAAGAGUGCUCCAAAUACUCCAAUUACAAGUGGUUCCGGAAAUGAACAGUUUUACAAUUAUGAAGAAACAGACCAAUAUUUUGCAACUCCACCUCGAAGCCCAAAAACUCCAAAAGAUAAAAGUACGCUGGACUUUUUCCCUUGGUCUAAAACAAAAGGUAGAGAAAGUUCUAAAAGUGUCAAAAAAGAAAAGCUCAAACCUCAACAACCUCAGCUGAGUGAUGUCCACGAGGAAGAAAUUGAUGGUGAGCGAAAAAAUAUGUCUCACAUACAAAACCUAAGAUCAACUUUAUCAUCGACGGGAACUGUGAAGAAAAAAACAACUUCUGACACCAUGUCUCCCAUUCGUGGUCAACCUCAAAUACAAAAAGAAAAAAAUAUGUACUCGUCUGAAUAUUCGGAGGGAGUAGUUGAUUUCAAAACUGAGAAUGAUCUGAGUCGGUCAAUGGAAGAUGGAAUACAAUACCUGCAUCGCGAUAACAUGCGCAGCAGUGAAAAAUAUUAUGACAGUCGUCCAAGAUCUUAUAAUGAAAAAUAUACUCAUAAUUACAAUCAUUAUUCGCGCGAUCCUACAGAAUAUAGUGAACAAUAUGAAGAAAAUUUUGAACAAAAUGCAAGACUUGGUCGAAAAUCGUCCAAUCCAUCUAGUCCUGUACCAGCGAAACAUAUAUUGUUUAACGAAGAGAAUGAUAUUCUCUACUUUAAGGAUAACCAACGUCUUUCGAAAACAAAAUCAUCAAGUGAACAUUACAGCAGGGACAAACACAAAACAGUUCCAUUUAAAACUUUGUCAACAAAAGACAACAAGAAGCCACAAGAUUCAACUCCAAUGACAAUUCGAAAAGCUUCAAGAGAUGAUAAAAUGAUGACUGGUACAAAUGCGUCACAAUGCAUGAUAGAGCCAACAUUGAACAAAGCUGGAGUGAAGCCCUUCAAACCUGGGACUAAUGUAGACGAUAAAACAAGAACAAAUCAGAAAACAAUUAUAUCUAGACCAGGAUUAUCUAGAGAUUAUUCAAUAGAUUAUAGAUACCCCUCAAAUGACAUGCAUACUGAUUCAAGUUCAUAUGGCAAAUCAAUGGACCAACGGCCAGUACGUACAAUACAAUCUAGCAACGACGAUUCAAGUGAUAAGCGAUACAGUAAAAAGAUAUGUUUUCAAGAACCAACAUAUGACGAUAAAACUAAAUGUGAUACACUACCUCGGAGCAGAAGAGGUUUUAGGAAAACGGAAUGCGAUCAAAGUGUAAACGAAUAUUUAGAUAAGGAAAUGCUACGUCCACGUAGUGGGAGUCUAGAUUCAGACCUUGAGUCACAAGCAAUGCGCAUAGUAAGGACAGUUGGACAAGCUUUUGAGGUGUGUCACAAGUUAUCUAUGCAAGACAGCGGUGACAACGCAGAUGAGCAUUCGGAAUUAUCUCACUGUGAUAUAUCCGAACAGGAUCGAAGUUUUGAUAGAAUAAGCGACGAGGGAGAAAACAAAAAAGACAAUGUUACAGCAAUUCAGGAAUCACCACGACAACUUAGGCCUACUCAUCUGGACCUGGAUAUAACAACAAAUCUAAUAUCACCUCAGCGAACUCCAGAAUCAUCAGAAAUACUCCAAAAGACUCCUCUCUCUGCAUCAAAAGAGAUAAUAACUUUGAAAGAGCAACUUGAUCAACAACAACUUAGCACUAGACAAGUCUUGACUCAAUUGAUGCUGGUUCGAGAACAAUUGAUUACAGAAACCAAUGCAAGAAUCGAGGCACAGGAAAGUAUUUAUCCUAAUUUUUUCGCAUACGUUGACUUGAAGAAGAAAAAUCAAACAAACAUAGUCAUAAUCAAGGCGAAUACAUAUGUAUUAUAAACCUACUAGCUGACCUGCCGAUCUUCGUUUCGCCAAUAAUUAAUACAUGCCAAAAUCGAUUCCAUUUGUUUGAUUAGUUCUCGACUCAAGAGAAAAUCUGUGUUUCAUUUGUAAAUGAGCGUCCCCCCACCCCUUUCAUAGCGGUGAGGGGUUCCGAAUCACCUCAGAAACAUAUCUUGCCUUCAAAAACCCUCAAAUGUUAAAUUUGGCUCAAUUUGCCUAAUUAGUUCAAUACAAAAUUUUCAAAACGACUUAUCUGCUUUUGUAAACAAAUAUUCAGACGUCGAUUUGACGAAUCUGUUAGCACUCCCACGCAAACCAACACCAUCAAUACGUAGAUGAAAGCUUUUGCAACCUGUUCGUGGUGGUUUGCGUGGGAGUGCUAUCAGAUUCGUCUAAUCGACGUUUGAAUCUUUAUUUACAAGAGCAGUUAAGUCGUUUUGAAAAUUUGGAAUUGAGUUCCCGAGUUAUGCAGAUUUUUUUGUUAUAUUUGUAUGCAGGGAGGGGUCUCGAACCAUCAUAGAAAAAAUUCUUGUCAUCAAAAACCUUCACAUGCCACAUUUGGUUCCAUUUGCUUGAUUAGUUCUCGAGUUAUGUGGAAAUUUGAUUUUUAUUUAUAUGGGACCCCCCUCCUUUCGAGAAUGGGGAGGGGUCUUGAACAACCUUAAGAACUUUCCCAGCCCGAAAAAAACCCUGUAUACAAAAUUUUGCGCUGAUCGGUUCAGCGAAUUCCGAGUCUAGAAAGGUCAGACAGAAAAAUAUAUUAAUCUCCAUUUAAUUCCACUUAUUAUUAUCGAUAUCUUUGCAGAUACGUAUUUCGACCACAACUGUGUGGUCGUCUUCAGUGUCUCGUACUUGACUCGACUGGAAGAAAACAAUU
This is a messenger RNA of Armigeres subalbatus, 3128 nucleotides long. RefSeq names its product capon-like protein. The transcript is spliced from 4 exons. Lineage: Eukaryota; Metazoa; Arthropoda; Insecta; Diptera; Culicidae. The record is from RefSeq and is a predicted model, not a curated record. Gene Ontology annotation, molecular function: nitric-oxide synthase binding. Bases 236 to 2248 code for a protein of 670 amino acids.